Messenger RNA from Cinara cedri, 16354 nucleotides. The record is from the annotation of a GenBank genome assembly. Lineage: Eukaryota; Metazoa; Arthropoda; Insecta; Hemiptera; Aphididae.
CCGGUUAAUUUGUAGUCCUUGGUUUUAUCUUCUACUGUUCAUUGUUUUGUCCAUUUUUCGCGGUUUUAACGUUUGUUGUUGGUAUAGAAUUGUAUACAUUUAGGACUGGAACAUUAAUAAAUUGACUUUAAAUUAUUUUCGUCCUUGUUUGCCAUUAUUUUCAUAAUUUACAACAUUUACUUAAUUUUAAGUUUUAUUCUAUUUCAAACAGUUGGUAAGUGUUGAACGUAUGACAUUUUCUAUAGUUUUUUGUAUGUUAUAUAAUUACUGUCAAUAAACAUGUUUAAUUGAAUGUAUUGUUAUUUUAGAGGUAUAACUUGAUUAUAUAUUAAAAUGGAUAGUCCAGACAUGGAUAUUGAUGAUGACAGUUGUGAUCCUGUAGAAAAUACAAAAUUGCCUAUUAAAAAAGUCUUAGAUAACAUUGAAACUGUGAGUAUGAUCUUUAAAUAAGGUAUAGAGGUACUUCAUGUUAAUUUAUUGCUUGAAGCCAGUGGUCUUAUUUCUAGUUCUGUAUAUAUUUAGUUUGUCCCAAUAAUUUUAAUGUGUUACAAAGUUUUAAAACUAUUACUGUUUAUACUAUUUUAUUUAGCAUGCAAUAAUAUGUAUUAAAUUUAAAAUUAAAUUAAUAAUUAGUUUAGAGUCUUUGUUAAUUUCAUAGUUAUUAUAAUUAUUUUGCUAAAUUAAUUGUAAAAAAAAUCUUUACAACACUGUAAAUGUAAGUUUUUUUUCUGAAUCCAUUUAAAAACCCAAUAAUUUGAGAAAUUAUUUGUUAUCUAUUUUGAAGUUGUACAUAUAGUUUAUUUGAAUGUUGAGAAAUAUCAGUUAAAAAUGCUAAUGAACAUAAAAAUUGUUUAUCGAUCAUUUGAUUUUUAAAAUAAAUAAAAUGUAAUGUUUGUUUUAAAAAAAUUUAGUAUUUUAUCAAACAAAAUAAAAAAUUUUUGAGGCACUUUCUGCGACUUCAUCAGCGUACAUCUGUGUGCAAUAAUAAAUCACUAUACUCUCAUUCACUGUUCCAAAUAUUUAAUACAGUUGGGGUAAUUUAAUUUACGGUUGCUUCCUCUAAUUAGGUUAGAAAUUUUAAAUGUUGUAUUCAUAAUGUCAUAAAGUCAUUAUUUUACCAUCUAAUGUUUCUUGGUGAAUAAUGCGAUGUAUUGCAGGAACUUUAAUAUUAGAUUUGUGUAAUAAAACAAAAAAACCAAUAUUUUUGUGAACCAUAGUUUUUUCAUUAUCUGUCACAAUUAAUGACAAUUUUUUAAAACCACUAAAGGGUUCAAUUGCAGUUUUUACAGUAUUAAAUAUUUAAUUUCCUUUGGUAGUUCCAUGUAAGGAACACAACUCCAAUUUUUUGUCAUACAGUUCAAACUAUGGAAAAAUAACUCUGGCAGAUAUUAUAAGUUUACUUACAUCUAAAACAUCUGACACAGAUGGAAAGCACAGGCUUUCAUCCAAUGCUAUUGAAAAAUAUGCGCAAUUUUUCAUUAUAGUUUCCAAUGUUUUACGAAUGAUACUAUUAAUGUCAGAUAUACUACAUUUCACUGUGUGUCUUUAAAAUGAUAUUCUUUCAAAUUCAUACAUAAUUUUGUUUUCAUUUAUUGAUUUGGCAAUUUUACUGCAGUUUUUAACAAAUUCGCAAUCAUCCAACGAUUUCUUAGAUUUUGUUAUUUCAUUAGAUAUAAUAUAUGCUGCCAGUAAAAAAUUUGAUUGUUAUUAUGUUGUUAUUAUCAUUACAUUUUGUCGAGAUUGGAAUUUUCUUUUAAGAUCAUUUACAUCACUUUCUUGUGAUACCGAUGUAUGUUUCAUAAAUUUUAGUACUGCAAUAAUGUUUAAACUAACUGAAUAUUGAAAUUUUUUUGUUUAAUAAUAAAUGAAUACUUAUUCUCUCAUAAGCUGUUAAAAGUUCUAUUUUCAUCAUCAAUUUUACGCAUUUUAGCGGACAUUUUUGAAAUGCUACAAAACAUGAAAAUAAUAAAACCAAUACAAUCGUCUAACGAGACAUGGCAGAUACGACUAAACUAAUAACAUAAGUACAUAUUGGCUAUGUUAACUAUGUCUCUAUAAAUAAUAUAUAUUAGCUUAUUAUAUUAUUUUAUUAUUAUAUAUUAUAUACGCUGCAAUUUAAUACUAUAUUCUGUGCAUUUAGAGAGUGUAAGUCGGUAGCAACAAAAACGCGCAUUUUGCGUGUGAUGGUUGACGACGGUCUACUAGUGGAGAGAAAUUAACACUGCAGAGCGCUUUUAUUUGUAUGCGUGGCUGAGUUGCACUCUCUCAGCAUACUGAGUAUAGAUAAGAAUUCAUAUCUAUGUUUUACGAUAAAUAUUAUAUCAAUUUUGUAAAUAUAAUUAAAUAAAAUACAGUUGAUUCUUAAAAUUUUUUAAAGAAAUUUGUAAUUGUAGCCUGAGCCACUGAAAAAUGGUACACAGGCCGUCACUUGUCCAUCUAUGCAUUUUCCAAUAUUUUUAAGUUUAGUGUUAAUCCCCAGAGUUUGUCAAUGAUACAAUUUUUUAUCCUUAGAAUUAAACUUCAAUCUUUUUUAUAAUAAAUUGAAGUUUAUUUUAAUAUUUUACCUGCUCUUUACUAUCUCAUAUUAAAGUCUUACUAAAACAACUGUUUCUUUGAUAUUCGCCUUAAUUUAUAAUAUUCCAAGUAAUUUCCUUUUCACCAUUCCUUUAUAAUAUCUACACCUCAGAUUUGGCUACAUCUGAAAUGAAUGAAAAUAAAAUGCACGGAGUCUGUACAGAUAGCACUAUACUCUUAAACAUCCCCAGAUCAUCUUCCUGCCAGUCAUAAGUUACAAUCACACCUGAAUACUUUACAUCAAUUGUUCACUAACCGGAAAAAUAAAAAUAAAAUAGUUCUUCCUUGUCACCUUCUCACUUAGGUUUCAGCUGUCCACCAGUAACAAUGAACAAUACCAUCAUCUCACAUUUAUCUGAAGUGAAGUACCCUAGGUUCAUAAUAGAUAGAUGAUUAACUUGGUCACCUCAUCUCAAGGAUAAAUAGCUAAACUCUGGAUUACACAGAUUUAUUAAUUUUAUUUUGUUAAGCCACGUGGUACUUCUAAUAUGAGACAUGUUUCCUCUGGCAUUGUCAUUUUUAAUUACUUAUUAUACAUAUUAUAUAAAUAGUAAUUUCUUACAAAAAUAAUAUUUAUCAAUUAUAGAAUGAUUCUGAAUCUGAAGAAGAAGGUGCAUCUACAUCAAAAGACAAAGAUGAAGUUUCUGGUGCCAAAAUUGUAAGACAAAUUAUUUUACCACACUUAUUUUAUUUUUUAAUUAAGUGUAUAUACGCUUAAAAAAAAAAAAAAUAAUAAUAAUAUUAAUUUUAUAGGAAACUGACCGUGGAAAAAGGUUUGAUUACCUUCUCAAACAAACUGAGAUAUUUGCUCAUUUUAUGACAGCUAAUCAAAAAAAAGAUGGAUCGAGCACUGCUGGCGGUGGGCCUAAAAAACCCAAGGGUAGACCCCGAAAACCGAAAACUGAAGCCGAAGACUCUGCAGAGUAAUUAAAAAUUAAAUAAAUUCUUUUAUUAUAAUUAAAUAUUUCUUAAAAAUUACUAUCAAACAAAUAUGUGUAUGUACAGUACAUGUAUAAGAGAAUACUGUGUUAUAAUUUAUACCUGUUUUUAAGUUUAGUGCUGUACUUUAUUAUCAGUACAAAUUUAUGAAUGUACUUUGAAUGUUUUUAAUAAUUUUGAUAAUGUAAAUGUAUUUGGUUGUUAUUAAGACAUCGAUUUUGAGAUAUUUCUAAGUGAAUAGAUCAGAUGAUCUAACUAUAGAGACCUAAUCAUAGAACACUUCCACACAAAACAAAUUAGACUUCCUUAAAUACAAGGAUUUUCUUUUGUGUAAUUUUUUUUUAAUACAAUUUGUAAUAUUUAUUUCAUAAAGACAAUUUUAUAAUUAAUAAUUGACAGCGGUGCAGAAAUAAUGUGUUAUGUAGUAUUUAUACAUUCAUACAUUAUAGUAUCGAAGAAAAUUAAAAAUAAAUUAUAUUUUCUUUUGAAUAUUCUUUAGACUGUAAGUUUUUAAUCUAGUAUUCAUUAUUUUGUCAACUGAAAAAGGAUCUUUGUACAGCACAUCUCAAUUGUUGACAGUUUUCAAUUUUUCAAGUUUAUACACAAUGACUAUGUGUAAUGAAAUUCUAAAUUUACAUUUUGAAUUCUAAAAGUAAAUUGAGAUUACUUCUUAGCACCUAAUUUUGCCAAAAAAGGGUUUCAUAAGAUGUUAUUCUCACAUACCCUUCAAUUAUGAAAAUAUGCUGCAUAUUUUACUUUAAAGCCACUGUCCAUAAAAAUGUUUGAAAACUUCUAAGAAUAAAAUAGAUUUGUGAGAAUUUUACAUCAAUUCAUAUCUUAAAUUAAUUUACUUGAUUUUAAUAAAACUACUAAUUAUAGUCUAAAUAUUUUUUUUGUUAAUAAAAAAUGUCUAUAUUCAUAUGUGCAGUCUUCGUCACCGUCAAACUGAACAAGAAGAAGAUGAAGAAUUAUUAAAAGAGUCAUUGGCAGCAGACAAAUACAUUACACAAUUUGAUGAAUCUCCUUACUAUAUACAGAAUGGCGAAUUACGUGAUUAUCAAGUACGAGGUUUGAAUUGGAUGAUAUCACUUUUUGAAAAUGGCAUUAAUGGUAUACUUGCUGAUGAAAUGGGUCUUGGCAAAACGUUACAAACCAUAUCACUUCUAGGGUAAAUAAUAUUAUUUAUACUUAAAAUUUUAAGAAAAAGCUCAAAAUUUGGUCUAUUUUGUAAAUGAAUAUUUGUUUAAAAAUAGACUUUGGAAAUUAAAGUACUUAUAAUCAUUCAAAAAAAACUUCUUUAUUAAGCCUCUAAAAGCUUUAAAAGUCUUAAGUGUUGAAAUAAGAGCACUUAAAAAAUAAAUUAAAUUCAAAAAAAAAAUAUAGAUAUAUAUUAAAACUUUUGUAAAUUAUAUUCAUGGAUUUUUGGUUCCAUGCCCAAGGAUGCAUGGCACACAAAGUAAAUAAAAUACCAAAAACCAUGAACAUUUGAUAAAGGAUGCUGAACUGUACAAAUAAGGGUGGUCCAUAAUUAUUGCAAAUCACUAGAAUACGCUUUGGUCAGUAGUGAUUUUGAUUUUACAUGUAAAGCAUACAAAUUUUAUUGGUGUUUUAUUAUUAUAACGUAAAUGACAAAAUGUUUAAUUAUUAUAUUAGACAUAUGUAUGUAUAUAUUUGUUAACAUUUUUUCAAAAUCUGUGUUUUUUCUGUUACCUACUCAAUGUGGUUUUGCACAACGAAUUCAGUAAAUGAGAAAUUAUUCAUUGUAUAUAAUUACCUGAAGUUAGUUCUUUAUGUAAGAUAGGUUGAUAGGUAUAUAUUGUAUAAAAUAAUGAGCGAAAAUUUACCUUAUUACCUAAUAUAGUAAAUCAGUCUUGUAAUUAUGAUUUUUACAAAAAUUCUAGCCUUUUUCUCAAAUCAAAAUGUGAAUUAUUCUUGGAAACACAUCUAGUCAAUUGAGGACAAUUUGGUCCUAAGUUAUUAUUUAUUAGUAUGUUUUACAUGUAAAUUUGACAUUACUAACUGUAGUGCAUACUAGUGAUUUACAAUAUUUUAAAUCACAUUUUUUCACUCUGGCUGUCUGUAUUUGAUGUCCUUUCUCUAGUGUUAAUGCCAAAAACAAUUACAAUUUCAUUGAUUAUACAAUCACAGGGCAAACAAAUAAGGGGGUUCAGCAGUGACUCUCAAGGUAGAAAAUAUGUCAAAAAAGCAGGGAAAAAACUAAUUAAAAGCAUUUAUUUAUUUAAAAAUUAUCAAAAAUGUUUAUGAUUAUGACAUGAAAUAAAUUUUAAUAGAUCAUUUAAUAUUGAACCAAAAAAAUAAGUAAAUGCUGACUUACAGCUGAACUCUAAAUAGUCUGAAUUUUUUUUUUUGUAAAUUAUUGAAAAUAAUGUAUUGUACUAAUUAAACACCAAAAACUAAAUAUUUGAUUUUGAUUUAAUAUAUUUUUAAAAUAUUUUUACACAUUUUUAAUAAAAAUAACUCAUAGGAUAAUGGGUUUGGGUGCAGCCACUGUUAUAGGUGAGAAGUAGGGAAAGUAGUAGAGGAGAAAUUCAAUGUAAGUGUCAAUAAAUCAUUGCUAAAAAAAAAAAAAAAAAAAAAAAAAAUAUUCAGAGCGAUGUUUGAUUUGUCAAUAAUAUAUAUUUCAUAAUGAUAUGCAUUAUAUAUUUUAUUUAAUAAUUUAUCGGAAAAAUCAAAAAAUGACCUCCCUUAAGUACCAUCCCAGCCGGUUUUUUUUUUUCAGAAAAAGUGCAAUCAUUGUAAAUUGGAGCAAGAUUUUUGGUAGAAAAGUUUUUAACAAAUCAUUGUAAAACUAAAGUAUUCUUCCGUCCACUAAGAAUCUAAAAUUUUUUUACAUAGUUGUUUAAAUUUAUGUUAUGUUAAAUAAAGUUAAUAGUAAUACAAAUUAUUGUUUUUUAUGCAGGUAUAUGAAACAUUAUAGAAAUAUACCUGGACCCCAUAUUGUUAUUGUUCCCAAAUCAACAUUACAAAAUUGGGUAAAUGAAUUUAAGAAAUGGUGCCCUACAAUUCGAACAGUGUGCUUAAUUGGUGAUCGGGAUGCAAGAGUAAGUAUUUUUAUUUUAAAUAUAUAUGGACAGUGUCCAAUUUUCAAAAUAUCUAUAGUUAUAAUGAUAAAAUACAGGUUGUAAUAAGAAUUUUUAACAAAUUUUAAAUUGUAAUUGUAGAGCAAUAAGUUUAAUGAAAAAAAAAAAGACUAAAAACAAAACGAAACAAAUUAUUUGAAUAAACCAAAUAAAUUGAUUAUAAAAUACUUGAUUGUUACCAGAAUACAUCAAAAUGUUUAUUAGAUUAUUCCACACGUAACUUUGAGAGUAAUUUGGAACACAAUUUGUCAAUAUGUUAUUUAAUAUAUUGAAAAGAAUAGAGUUUGUGUAUACAUAAAUUCAGUGUGUUUAAUAUUAACUUUUCUAAUAUAUUUUAUUAUCCAAUAAGUGUAGGGGGGAUCUAAGGGUAUUACAAUUAAAGCAUAUGUAACAAAGGAUUGUUUUGUAUUUUUUCUAAUCAAUCACUUUGUCCAAUUCAUUGGAUUUCUAGAUUAAUGGAGCAUAUUCGAGUAAAAAUCAGAUAAGAGAAGUGUAUAAACAUUUAAAGGUGAAGGGAUCAUUAAAUUCAGUACAAUUUCAUUUAAUUGUACCGCAAAUAAAUUAUGCUUUAUUUUGAAUUGUGGAUAUGUGAGAGUUAAUUUGGAAUCAAACAAUACACCUAAAUCAUUAAUUAAUGAUGAUCAUGGUAAAUUACUCUUAAAUACAAAGUAAUUGAUAUAUGUUUUUUUAUGAGAAUGUAACCACUGGACAUUUGUUAAUAUUCAAAGAAAGAUAAUUUUUAGUGCAACAUUCAUUAAACAUAUUCAAAUCUUUUUGUAAUUAUAAUUAUCUUCUAUAGAUUUAAUGGUUUUAAAAUGUUGGCAUUAUCAGCAAAUAAAAAAUUUUUAGAUUAAGUGAUUGAAAAAACAAUAUCCAUCAUUAAUGAAAGUAAUAAAAGUGAUAUCAUCUUGAAGAUCAUUAGAAAUAUAUUAAUAUAAAUAUAAUUUUUUUUCUAUUUUUCUAUAAAUCCAAUAUAAAUUGUAACAGUACUAAUAAAAAUAAACAAGACAAUUAUUUAAAAUUUACAAGGCUUUCGAAAAUAUAUAUUGUAUUUUUAUAUUCUUAUUUCUAUGGUUACCUAUUAAAAAUUAAGUUUAUUUUGUAACCAAUUGUUUAAAAUUCAUAAAUUUAUGUACUGUACAAGUUUUAUUAAAAAUAGUACAAUUUAGCUCAUGAGCAAAAAACCACUUUUAUACCAGAAACCUUUUUCCAAUCUUCAAAUGUAGUAUCUUUUCUUAAAUUUAAUUUUAUCAAGUUGGUGAAUUGAUUCUCCUUAAGUUAUCUUACUAAUUAGAAAACUAGGAAAAAAUGAAUUAUACAAUUAUAGUUUUGUUAUACUUGAUUAUGUUUUUCGUUGUUAUUCUGUUUUUAAUUAAUUUUUAAGACCUAAAAUUAUAGUGGAAACUUGUAUUUACUCUUUCUAGAUAUGGAAAAAUAAUUUUAAAAAAAAUCUCAUGAUUUUUUGAGUUCUUUAUAGUGUGAAAUUUUCCGAUUUUUAUUUAGAAAAAAUUGUUUUAGUUUGGCUAAUAUGCUCAACAAUUUAACAUGUAUUUUGUGUAAAUAAAAUUUUGUUAAAAAAUCGAAGAAUUAAGAAAAACUGUUCAUAAUCGUUUUUCAUUAACAAUGGUAUAUUGUUAUGUACAGAUAAACAUUAUAUUGAUUUGUGUAUCCUACUUUUCAAACUUUCCACUUAAAACAACGGUACCUUCAGCAAUAUCAGCCUUUUUUUAAAAAAAAAGUUUGUAUUAUUUUAUGAUAUAUAAGGUGAAUUAUAAUUGUUAUUGGAAAAGAAUCCUAAAAAGAAUUGAAGGAAAUUAGUAUGAAUAGAGAGGAGUGAACUAAUCUACAGAUUGUUAAAUAAUUUUAAGAACAUUCAAACUUUGUGUACUUAAUAACUUUAUACCAUAAAUAAUCUAAUAUAAUCUUUAAUAUUUAUUUGUUAUUAUAAUUUAAAAAAAUGUAUUUUAGAUUAAAUUUAUACGAGAAGUAUUUAUUCCUGGUGAUUGGGAUGUUUGUAUCACAUCCUAUGAAAUGAUUAUUCGUGAAAGAGCAGUAUUACGAAAAAUUCAAUGGCGUUAUUUAGUUAUUGAUGAAGCCCAUAGAAUAAAGAAUGAAAAAAGCAAGCUUUCAGAAAUACUAAGAGAAUUAGACACUGCUAAUCGUUUACUAUUAACUGGAACACCAUUACAAAAUAAUUUACAUGAAUUGUGGGCAUUAUUGAACUUUUUACUGCCAGAUGUAUUUAAUUCAUCAGAUGUAAGUAACGAAAAAAAAAUAUAUAUUUAUAUAUUAAUUUAAAUUUAUCUACAGGAUUUUGAUUCAUGGUUUAACACAAAUAAUUGUUUUGGAGACAAUGCAUUAAUUGAACGGCUCCAUGCUGUAAGUAUUUUAAUAAAUAUAUAUUUAUUAUAACAAAUAAAAUAUAAUUUAUUGUUUUAUUAUAUGUACAUUUAAUAUUGUUUAGGUGUUAAGACCAUUUCUCUUAAGAAGAUUGAAAGCAGAAGUGGAGAAACGUUUAAAGCCUAAAAAGGAAGUCAAAGUUUAUGUUGGCCUUAGUAAAUUACAGCGAGAAUGGUAAAUUAAUACUAAUAAUAAUAAUAUAAUAAUUUUUAUUUUAUGGAAAUAAAUUCCAAUUUCAAUGAAUAAUUUAUUUAUUCUAGGUACACCAAAGUUUUAAUGAAAGAUAUAGAUGUAGUUAAUGGUGCUGGCAAAGUAGAAAAAAUGCGGCUUCAAAAUAUUCUUAUGCAGUUACGGAAAUGCAGUAAUCAUCCUUAUCUUUUUGAUGGUGCAGAACCUGGUCCUCCAUAUACUACUGAUGAACAUAUUGUAUGCACUAUUUUAUAAUCGUUUGAAUUAAAUAUAAAAUAAAUAAUUUCAUAUUAUUAUAUUUUAGAUUUACAACUGUGGAAAAAUGGUUGUAUUUGAUAAAUUAUUGAAGGCUUUGAAAGAACAAGAUUCUCGUGUUCUUGUGUUUAGUCAAAUGACACGUAUGAUGGAUAUUUUAGAAGAUUAUAUGCAUUGGAAAGGAUAUAAUGUACAUAUUAAUUUUAUUAAAAAAAAAAAAGAAAAAUUAAAGAAAUAUAAUAUAAUUUGUUUAACAAAUAAUAAUAUUAUAAAUUAUUAUUUUUUAUUAGUAUAAAUCACAUUUUAUAAUUUAAUACUAUUUUAAUUUUCAGUAUUGUCGAUUGGAUGGGCAAACACCUCAUGAAGAUCGUCAACGCCAAAUUAAUGAAUAUAAUGAACCAAACAGUAAAAAGUUUGUUUUUAUACUUUCUACUCGAGCUGGUGGUUUAGGUAUUAAUUUGGCUACAGCUGAUGUGGUAAUUCUAUAUGAUUCAGAUUGGAAUCCACAAAUGGACUUACAAGCUAUGGUUAAUAUACAUGUUCAUUUGAAUUCUAAAUUAACCUAAAAUUAUUAUUAUUAAAUUGCUAUUAUUAAUUUUAUUUGUAGGAUCGAGCUCAUCGAAUUGGCCAAAAAAAACAAGUGAGAGUUUUUCGUUUAAUUACAGAAAAUACUGUUGAAGAAAAAAUUGUUGAAAGAGCUGAAGUCAAGCUUCGAUUAGAUAAAUUAGUUAUUCAACAAGGUCGAUUACUUGAUAAUCAGAAAAAUGCUCUAAAUAAGGAUGAAAUGUUAAAUAUGAUCAGGCACGGUGCAAAUCAUGUUUUCCAAUCUAAGGAUUCUGAGAUAACUGAUGAAGAUAUUGAAACUAUAUUACGGAAAGGAGAAGAAAAAGUACAAAUUGUAUUUAUAAGCUUAAUUUAGAAUGUUUUUAAUGAUCAUUGUUAUAAUUUAGACUGAAGAAAUGAAACAGAAGUUAGAAUCACUGGGAGAGACAUCAUUAAGGAAUUUCACUUUAGAUGCUCAAACUGAGUCAUCAUUGUAUACAUUUGAAGGCGAAGACUAUAGGUAUAUAAUUUGUAUUCAUCAUUUAAGUCUAAGUUAAAUAGUAUGUAUUAAUUUAUAACUAUAUUUAAAUUAUACUUGUAAAAAAUGUGUUUAUUUUAUUUGAAAAAAGUUUAAAAGAAAAUAAAACCAUAAAUGUUCACAAUUAAAUAUUUAAUAUCUAUCCAUAAAAUAUUCUAACUAUUAUAACUUGUUUACAGAGAAAAGCAAAAGUUAAUUGGAGUUGGUAGUUGGAUUGAACCACCAAAACGAGAACGUAAAGCAAAUUAUGCUGUUGAUGCUUAUUUUAGAGAAGCCCUUAGAACAUCUGAACCAAAACAACCUAAGGUAUUUAUACAAGUUAUAAUUUCAUUUUAGAUUUACUGCAACAAGUAUUUCUAGGCCCUGAGGCAACAAUCUUAAUGCCCAUUUUUUUUUUUUAUAAUUGGAAAAGUAAUUUACACAUGUCACAUAUCUAUCACAUAUCAAAAACUAAUUCUUGUUUAUAAGUUUGUGAGGUCUACUAUAAUUUUGCUCAAAGUUAAAUAAAUCUGCAAUACUUUUUUGGUCUAUGUUUAGUACUAUGAUAUUUGUUAAGCUGGCUGAUUAAAUUUCUCAAACAAUUUUUAAUUAAUUAUCAGCUUUGAACAUGAUUAUUCUGCAUUUAUUGUUACUGGAAAUGACAAAUAACACACAAACGCCCAAAACCUAAAUAAACAAAAUAACUUGUUGCAAUCGGUAGUGAAACCUUUUUCUAGAAAAUAUAUAAAACCAAAUAUUGAAUAUAUUUUAAUGUUUAAUCAAUUAUUAAAAAGAUAUAAUUAAGCUAGUUAACUCAGAACUAUCAUCUGAUUUGUACAUUUGUCUAAAAACAUAAGACUUUCAUAGUUUUGAUUCCUUUAGGUUUUACUAUUGAAUUUAGCUUUAAAAAUUUAAAUUUAAAUUUAUAGUAUCAAUAAGUGAAAAAAAUGCUUUACCUUUAAAAUUAUAAUUUAAGAGUACCAUCUACAACAUUUAAAUAUUUAAUAAUUAUUGUCAAGUUUGUUAAAUUAAAUGGCAUACCUUAUUUUUCACAUAAUUUUUUUUUUUUGCUUUUUUUACACUAUUAAAAAUCAUUUUUAAGAUUUUUAAUUAAAAAAAUUAUAUCAAUUGAUCACGUGCAUUUUGAACAUACAUAUCAAGUUUCGUAUCAAUGAUUGUAGGUAAUAUGGUAGAUUACUAUCUAAAGCUUAUUGUUCAUCCUAUUUUUAAAUUCAUUUUUUUUUUUAAUGGCGUUAUUGUAAAUUCAGAGAACAAAACAAAAUCGUAUACUUCAAUUUAGCAGGGCAACACUGUUCACUUUCCCCUAAUAAAACUGUAGGUAAUACUAUUUAAAAGGAAAAUAACUCAAUAAUAACAAAAAUGUGCAACUAUAAUGUUUUUGUAUGAUUUAGAUGUUACUAUUAAUGUAUUUAUGUUAGUUUGGCAAAAACAUUUGUAAUUAUGUUUUAAAUUAAUUUUUUUUUUUUAUUAAAUGACUAUUAUUUAAUUCUGAUAUCUAAAAUGUUUAUUUGUUUUAUAGGCACCUCGACCACCAAAACAGCCUUUGGUUCAAGAUUUUCAAUUUUUUCCAACUCGUUUAUUUGAUUUACUCGAUCAAGAAAUAUACUACUAUAGACAAUCUGUUGGGUAUAAAGUAAGUCAAAAUUUGUUACCUAAAUACAUAUUUGUACAUUAUAUAUAUAUAUAUAUAUAUAUAUUAUGAUGGGAAAAUACAUUCGCCUCAGAAACUAAAAAUUUAAAAUAGCUAAAUUGUAGAACAAGAUUAGUAAUUAUAACAUGAAAAAAAAAAACAAAUAUAUAUAUUAUUUAGACAUCAGAUCUUUUUAUUUCACUCUGUAUAUAAUUUUUGUAUUUCUGUUAUUUUUACCAGGUUCCAAAAAAUCCAGAAUUGGGUUCAGAUGCAUCUAAAAUUCAAAAAGAAGAACAAAAAAAAAUUGAUGAUGCACAACCACUAUCUGAAGAGGAGCUAGCAGAAAAAGAGCUUCUACUCACCAAAGUAAAUCUAAUAAGUUUUAUUUUUAUUAGUUAUAUUUAUAUUUUUAAUUAUUGGUUUUUAGGGCUUCACUAAUUGGAGUAAACGUGAUUUUAAUCAGUUUAUUAAAGCCAAUGAAAAAUAUGGCAGAGAUGACAUUGAUAAUAUAUCAAAAGAAGUAGAGGGUAUAAAUUAAUAAUUUUAUUCAAUGUUUAAAAGUUUUUAAUUAAUAAUAUUAUUUGUAUGAAAAUAAUUUCUAUUUUAGGUAAAACUGCUGAAGAAGUAAGAGAAUAUAGUGCUGUAUUUUGGGAAAGAUGUAAUGAGUUUCAAGAUAUUGAUCGAAUUAUGGGGCAAAUAGAAAGAGGAGAAUCUAAAAUUCAACGCCGAGCUAGUAUAAAAAGAGCUCUGGAUGCUAAAGUAAUUUAUUAUAAUUACUUAUUAAAGGCAUUAUUUUUACUUUAUAAUAAUUAUGAUGGAAAGAAUUAGAUAUUAUGAUUCAACUUCUAAGUACCAUAAUUAGUAACAAUUUAUUUAUAUAUUGGUCAAUUUUUUUCUAAUUUUAAUAUUACUAUCGUUAAUAUGGGUUUAUCAAACCAUUCAAUUAUAAUAUAUAUAUAUUUGUUUACAUAAUAUACGUACUUUUUAAGUAUUUCAUGUAGUAAAUGUUAAUGGAUUUUACUUUAAACAGAUGAAAAGAUACAGAGCUCCAUUUCAUCAGUUGCGUAUUUCAUAUGGAGCAAACAAGGGCAAGAAUUAUACAGAAGAAGAAGAUAGAUUUUUAGUUUGUAUGCUCCAUAAACUGGGUUUUGAUAAAGAAAAUGUUUAUGAUGAAUUGAGAGCCGCUAUAAGGUUGGUAAUAAAUCUGUAGUAAUAAUUUUGUAUUAAUUCUCAAUAUUUGAUUUAGAUGUGCUCCUCAAUUUAGAUUUGAUUGGUUUAUUAAAAGUCGUACAGCCAAUGAACUGCAGAGGCGGUGUAAUACAUUAAUUACUCUGAUUGAGAGAGAGAAUCAAGAACUAGAAGAAAAAGAAAGAGAACAAAAAAAACUACUUAAAAAGAAUUUGAAGCCAGCUCCCUCUCCUGCAGCAGUUAAGAAGAAAAUUGACAAAAUAGAUAAAGUAGAUGUGAGCCAAGCUGAUCUUAAAUCACCAGUUCCAAAGAAAAAGAAGAAAUAAGCAUCUUUUAAAGAUAUUUUUCAAACUAAACUAUUUUUUAAAAAAAUUUUAUUUUUAAAUAAUUAAAAAAAUAAGUUUUAUUGAACAAGUUUUCAUUAAAUUUUUGUUUAACUUAGAUUAAUUGGUUUUUUUUUAUUAUUUGAUUACUGUAUAACUUUGGUAUUGUGUCGUCAAUCCAUACUAAAACAUUCGAGCAUAGAAAACCUCCAGAGUACAUUACUAUUUACUAGCAGAUAAUAUAAAUUAUUUCAUUAUUUCAAAAUAUAAUUUCAAUUUUUAUAUUAUUUGAGUGUUUAGUCUUUUAACCUUUAUUAAACUUGUACAUCCCAUAUUUAGUGUCUAAUUAAAACUUACAUAUUAUGUAAAAUAGUUAAACUGGUGUAGUUUGUAAUUUAUUCUUAAUCAGUCUAUUUGUCUGUUAAACUGCAAGAUGUAAAUCUAAUCAUAUAGAUAUUUCGGUAAAUGGUUUUUAAAAGUAGAACUAAUGGGUGACACUAAAUUUAUAAUUAUUUAUACCUGUAAAGAAAAAAUAUUUUAUAUAUGCCAACUUAAUUUAAUGAACAUUUAAUUUUUUUUAAAUAUUAGCGUUUAUAUAAUCAAAUAGGUUGCAUAUUGGACUAUUACCACUAAAUAAUUAAUCUUUCUUUUUCUUUGGGCUUUAGUGUAUAAUUACAAAAUUAAUUAUCUGCAAUAUACACUUUUGUAUAGUGAAAACUCAGCACUAAAAGUAUUGAAUGUUAAUAAUGUAAAAGAAAAACAACUAAUAUGAUAUGUAUAUACUUUUUUAAAUAAUAAAUUAUAUUUUGUGUAUUACCAUUAAAUGCAUAAAGGUUUUUUUUAAUUAAUAAAAAAUGAAAUUAUAUUUUCAAUAAAAUGACAAUCUAAUGUUAAAACUGUAUUAGCUUAAAUCAAUUGAACAGCACCUUUUUUUACAAAUUCUGCAACUGAACUAUAAGGCAUUAAGUGCUGUGAUCCAUCUUCCAAAACAAUUUCUUCUUCCUGACUUUCUAAUGUGUUUUGUAUAAUGACACUGUCUAUAUGUUUAUAACAUUUUAAGAAAACAAAACUAUUUAAAUUAGGUUUAAUAACCUUUUUAUUCAUGUCCAACUUAUUAUAUAAUUGAGGCAUGUGUCGUAAUAUUGUGUCAAAAUGAUUAUCAGCAUUCUGAGCAAAUUCUUUGGCAAAUUUCAACUCUGCUGGGGAUAAAUAUGCAUCUGCUUCCAAACGAUUUGAUUCUUCUUCAAGCACACUAACACAAAAAUAUUCAAUUUUUUUCAGCCUAGUUCGUAAAUAGCUUGUUAUGACAAAUUUAAUACGUUCCAUUUCAAGUUUGUGUAAAUCUACUUUUGGAUCAGUUUUUGAUAAUUUAGCCAGAUUAUCUUCCAUUCCUUUGAUUUGUUCCAGCAAACAAUCAACAUAAUCAGUUUGGUGUGGUAAUAUUUCUGGACUAAAUUUUUCAUUCAGCCAUGCCCGUUCAACAAUUUGUAAUACCUUCUGUGCAGUCAUCUCUUCUUGGUUGUCAUCAUCUUCAUCGUCUAUCAAGUCGAGGAUAUCAAUGUCCAUAAUAAUUCUAAAAUAAAAAUGAAUACACAUCACUGGAUGAAAAAUACUCUACAUACAUGUUUAAUACUAAUUAAUUAAUAGAGUAUUCAAUAUUAUGUGCAUUAUUCAAGUAAAUUGAACCAAUUAAAAACAAGUUAAAAAAAUAUAUAUGUGAAUAUUGAAAAAUGUGUAUUUUAAAUAAACAUAUUGUUAUACAGUUCAAUGAUUGACACAUAGUUGUUAUUAUACAAUAUAUUAUAUUAUCAUUUAAAUGGAAAGUACAAUAUAGAAUAUAAUUAAUGUUUUUCAUUUAUUAAUUAUUAUAUAAAAUUAAUGUUUACAAAGCUUUUAUACUAUCAAUGAGGGGACCUUUGAGUUUUUUCAUUUUAUGUACACCAUCUGGAUCUAAUUUGAAUAUACUGUCAAUAACAGAGAUCUCUGUAGAUGUCGUAUCUGUACCGCAAACAGCACACCAAUCAUUCACUACCAUCCCAGCACCAACAACAUCUGAACCACGAUUUACUGUACCAGCUACAAGAGGAACCUGAAUUAAACCAGACAAUUCGUCUAGGUCUUCCACAGUGGUCUUGGGAUGAACUAGUCCACCUUGAUUAGAUAUAGCGCAAUAUGAACCUACUAGGCAGUUAGAUGCAACAGUUUGUCUGUAUACUUCAACGUUUAGAGUAUCUGAAAGUAUUUCUUCAGUAUCUUUGUCCAAAUCUGGAUGAACUAAUGCUACAUAGUCGUUGCACACCAUAACAUUUCCAAGGGCAGACAAACGUUCUUCUACACGCUGAACCUUAACAUUGUCUGGCAAAGAAUUACGUAUAUGUUGUAAUUCAGUAUCUGUUGUAGAAUUAGGUAAUAAUAAACCAUUUUUGUUGCCAACUGCCAUACGGCCUACAAUACGACAUCCAGCAACAGAUGCAUGGAUAACAGGUAUAACGUCAGACAACUCUGAUUCAAAUACACUGUAGAAAGUUUCAGAAGCACCAAUUCCAACUAAACAAUAUGAGUUGGUCAACUUGCUGAAUACCCCAAUUUCAUUGUUGUUUUCAAACUGCGCUCUGACUGCCAUUUUUGUUUUAUAAUAAUAUUCCCAACCAGUCCUGUAUACAAAAAUUGGUAU